Talaromyces rugulosus is the source of this 4503-nucleotide messenger RNA. RefSeq lists its product as uncharacterized. The record is from RefSeq and is a predicted model, not a curated record. NCBI's taxonomy places the organism in Eukaryota, Fungi, Ascomycota, Eurotiomycetes, Eurotiales, Trichocomaceae. Bases 1 to 4503 code for a protein of 1500 amino acids. Gene Ontology annotation, molecular function: protein binding. The transcript is spliced from 4 exons.
AUGCCCUCGCCACUACCUUCAAGCUUUGCCUCUGCGGCUGCUGGCAACACCCAAGACCCUAGGAGAGAUAGCAGUGUCGGUGGAGGAGAAUGGACACGGUCUCGCAUGAACGGCGCAACUCAAACGUUCCGCCGUCCAUCUGUUGCGACAAAUCUUUCACAUACUCGUGAUAGUAGCCAACCCAUGUCCGCUUCCACUCCUACUUCUGCUGCAUACAUCCCUCCUCAUCUGAGUUCCAGCUACCAGCCUCGCAACGGCUCUACUGCCGAUAGUCGAUAUUCCAAGGAACAACUUCUAAGCAUCUUCAAGACUCAGCGAGAUUCAGGAACGUUGGGAAAGAACAUGGGCGACCACUUCUUGGCGACGUGGAACCCGCUCGAAGAUAGUUCAUCUACAAACGGUGCCUGGGGGAAGCGAGAGGACCAGAAGGAUCCCUCUUCAGGCCCAGAAGUCUGUUGGGAUCACCUAGGGCUGCAUGGACCGUUGGCGUUAUCAGAUCUGACUGACGAAGAGAGAGAGCUGUUUACAACCACUGUCAAUUCCCCGCUCAAGCCCCCGCCGUCAAGCGCUUCCAAGGACAAUGCUGGGCCGGUUACUGGGCGCAAGUCGUCCAUAUCACAUGCUAACACCUUCAGCACUUCAUCCCCUAACUCUGCACGACCUCCUGCUCGACGCCGCGAAACCCAAGAUUCCACCGGAAAUCCAAUGUCACCAACAAGUGGCACUCGUUUCUUCCGAGAAGAACCUAAUACAACCACCCCCCCUCCUUCCCUCUUACGUCGCAAAACCGACAUUCGUGAUUCGAGCUCUACAAUCAGACCCGAAGACAAGGACAAGGCAAAGGAAAUAACGGGUCGGGAAGGCUCAGACAUUUCGUCUCCAUUUGGCUCGUUGAAACGCAGCACCACUAACCCAGUCGUGAGUGGGUUGGCUGGAGCGACAUCUCCAUGGCCCUCAGGUUCUCAAAAUUCGCCAAUGGGUGCUUUUGGUAGCUUCUCACUUGCCGGUUCCAAUGCUCAGCCUAGUCCCGCGACUGAAAAACGGCCUGGUUAUGGUAGCCUCCGCGGUGAAAGCAGAUUCAAAGGUCUCCUGUCGAAGGACAGCUCAGAAGAUGUCGGGAGAGACAAGGCCUUGCAAAGAGGACUAGAUCGUCUUACCGAGGAUGAAGGGGGGAGUCGCUCUCAUUCUCCGUGGGGUGAACCAGUCAAGACUCGCGCCGUCCGUAGUGAAACGAAUCCGUUUGACGAGGCCCGGAGUGGGAGUGCCUCUCUUGGAGGGUCUCAGGAAGUAGCGUCUGGCGUCGACGAGCUUGGAUUCUCUGCUUUUGGCAUGACGGCUGGUGUUCCCGGUCUCCGCGAAUUGAUAGGCCGCGGCGAGGAUCCUCAAAGCCCCUUCCAUGGCCUACCUGGUUUGGAACCAGCUAGCCCAACGAACACCAACCCGUACCAGAGCCCUCGAGGCGAAAAGGUAGAGGAAGAUGUGGACACGGAUGGCUCAGAUGUUCAGCGUACUCAACACCCCGGUUUGAGUGGGUUACGGGACGAAUCAUCUGCUUUUGGGUCUAUUCGACGGGCCGGUUCUGGCUUGGAUACGUCUGUUGGCGACCGUAGCCAGACUUCUAGCGCUGGACCUGGCAGAAACUUUUCAGGCUUGGGCGGGCUUGGUGCUGUUCCUGGUCUUGGUGGAGCAAGUGGAUGGCCAUCCGCUGGGGCUAUUGGUACACCAACACGAGAAAGAUCUGCAUUCACUGGGUUUGGUGAUCCUAUUUUUGGCUCCGUGGCAGAAAUGCAAUCCCCGAGUCUUUCCAGUCUUGGCGGGGGUGGGUUCUUUGGAUCUCAUGCCGGUCUUAGCAAUACAGGAAGCAUUGGUCGAACCAGUAAAAUGGGUGCCCUGUUCCCUUCUGCAUUGCAGGAACAGAUGCAGGGUCUAGACGAUGGAAGCAGACAACAAGGUAGGGUUUUAUUCGACGCACGCCAUAAUGAGCUCAUGUCUGAUGCCGAAAUAGAACUCAAUACCUCAUCGUCAGCUUCAUCGCAAGUACCUAUCACUUCGUCUACAAGUGCGCUACAUACACCUCUAGCAGCAUCAGGAGAAGGCCCUCAGACUAGUCAAACUCCGUCUGCUGGGAGUUCUGGUACAAUACCUACUGCUCAGCAACGUACUAUGGUCAUGCCAGAUCGCAUGCGGUGGAUUUAUCGCGAUCCGCAGGGCAAUAUCCAAGGGCCAUGGUCAGGAUUGGAAAUGCAUGACUGGUUCAAGGCAGGCUUCUUUACAGCUGAAUUGCAAGUCAAGAAACUGGAAGAUCCUGAAUUUGAACCUCUGGCUCAGCUUGUACGUCGCAUUGGUAACUCUCGUGAGCCAUUUUUGGUGCCUCAGAUUGGUAUUCCUCAUGGCCCUGAACCUACUUCUGCCGCCUGGACCGCCCCUUCGCAGACUGGAGCAGCGCAGCCACCGUUUGCCAACAGUUUUCCAACCUUUGGAACGACAUUAACUGCAGAGCAACAAAAUGCCUUGGAAAGAAGAAAGCAGGAAGAGCAGUACCUCAUGGCUAGACAGAAGGAACACCUUGCUCAGCAACAGGCAAUGAUGAAGCAAAUCCAAUUACAAGGUGGACCACACAAUAUACAGCCGCCUCUCCAGCACCAAUCCAGCGCACAUAGCCUACAAAGUCAACCUAGUUUUGGAAGCAUCAAUUCUCCUGCGGCUGGUUACCAACCCAGUCCAAUCCACGGACCUAUUCAACCUCCACAGGCUAUGCCAGGCUACUUUGAUGCCCCUUUCAGACAGAAUUCUCUUUCCUUGGGCCCGCAGAUCCUUGGUACCGAUUUUGGAUCGCAUGAUGAACUGCCGGGAUUGCUCGACCGUUUGAACAUAAACCGAUCAGGUCCCUUUCCUUUGAAUAGUCAAAGUUCAUUUGGCAGUCGCCAGCAAGAAGCCGGCGUAAACUCUCAACAGAUUAACUCGAUGCUCCAGGAUCGUGCUCGUCUCCAGCAAGAGCAGGACCAAUAUGACAAGAGUCACCCGGACAGUCUGUUUGAACAGCAAGCUCGCGAAGAGCGUCUUCGUCAAUUUCAUGCACUACGUACUGACGAGGAAGAACUUGCGUUAAGGGGCGGAGAAGGGCUACCGACUCACCCGACAGCUGCUUUGGCACAGCAAGUUGAACAGGCUCAGCUUGGAGAUGAGGAAGACGAUUUUUUGGAAAACGACGACGAAUCUGAAGUAUCACCCGGUGAACCAUUGUCUCUUUCACAGCAAGUCCAGAAAGCAGCUACGGCCCAGAGACAGCAAAAACAAGCACAGACCGAAGCCGCCUGGACAGUAAAGGGAGACCCUGGCAUUCCACAUCCAUUUCCCCCUCCGCCUUCUGCAUCGCCCCUACCUGCGCCAGCAGCCCAGCGGAACCGUCAAAAUGUAGCUGACGCUCUUGCUGCGACUUCACGUUCACAAAGUCAGACUCCUAUUGACACCCCGUCUACUUCUAUAGCUCCUUGGGCCAAGGAUACCACCGAAGCACCAAAGGGUCCGUCUCUGAAGGAAAUCCAGGAAGCAGAAGCACGAAACGCGGCUCAACGAGAAGAGCUUGCAGCCCAGGCUCGUCGCGCUCAAUUUAUAGCCGAACAGGAGCGUCUUAGCCAAGCUCAGCAAGCAGCCGCACCUGGAUUGCCUUCAACGGCCAACUGGGCCAGUGGAGCCUCUCCUGCGCCCCCUAGUACUGCAAGUUCAGUUUGGUCCAAGCCUGUCGCGAAGGCCACCACAGCUCCUGCAAAGACCCUUGCUCAGAUUCAAAAAGAAGAGGAAGCUCGCAAGCAGAAAUUAGCUCAGGCUACUGUCGUACAGACCACUGCAGCCAGCCCUACUGGAGCGUCGGCGGCGGCUGCUGCUGCUGCUGGAAAGCGAUAUGCCGACCUUGCUAGCAAGGUGGCCUCACCUAUGGCUCCUACAGCAUCAGGUGCAUGGACUACGGUGGGCGCCGGAGGUAAAGCUAAAGCACCACCAGUCGUUGCGCCAAUUUCACCAGCUGCGCCAGCUGCAGCUCGCUCUGCCAGUGCUACGAUGGUCGUCCCACAAGUAGCAAAGGCAAAACCAGUGGCGCCGAUCAGGACAGUCACAGUCGGCACCAUUCCAACCGCCAACCCGAACCGCGCUACUGAAGAGUUUACGAAAUGGGCCAAGAUCACUCUCGGAAAGGGACUCGACAACGGGAUCAAUGUUGACGAUUUUGUCCAGCAACUGCUACUUCUGCCUGUCGAAGCAGAAAUCAUUUCAGACUCUGUGUACGCGAAUUCUCAGACACUGGACGGCCGCCGUUUUGCGGAUGAAUUCAUUCGCCGUCGCAAACUGGCAGAAAAGGGAAUCGUGGAGCCUGUCAGUGCAGAUACCAAGGGUUCUUCUGGUGGCUGGAAUGAAGUUGCAAAGAAAUCAUUCAGUCAACCCAAGCCCGAAGAGGAUGUCACUGCUACGUUCAAGGUUGUUGCGGGGAAGAAGAAGGGCAAGCGGUAG